AUGCUGAUGAUGAUGGAGAACAGCGGCAUGGAUGCGCAUCAGGUUGAUAUCGAUUCGGAAUUUGAGCCUCACAGCCGGUCGCGGUCGUGCACCUGGCCGCUGCCGUGUCCGGAGGAUUUCCCCGGGGGAGAAGAGGCGAGCCGAGGUCUGGCCCUGGCAUCGGUCAAAGUGGAGCAGUACAACGUGCCCGCAUGCCGGGCCGAGAGAAAGGGCGGCGCACCGGCGGAGAUCAAGCACCCAGCCGGCGCUCCGGCUCCGGUCGUGGCCGCUCCUGCCUGCAUGUCCGGGGCUGCGCUCGACGUGGCCGGCCAGCUGCGCAAAGCCAAGUCCUCCCGGCGGAACGCGUGGGGGAACCUGUCAUAUGCAGACCUCAUCACCCGUGCCAUCGAGAGCACCCCCGACAAGAGACUCACCCUGUCCCAAAUUUAUGACUGGAUGGUUCGCUUUGUUCCUUAUUUCAAGGAUAAAGGCGACAGCAACAGUUCAGCCGGAUGGAAGAAUUCAAUCAGACACAAUCUGUCCCUGCACAGUCGCUUCAUCCGGGUGCAAAACGAAGGGACGGGGAAGAGUUCCUGGUGGAUGCUGAACCCAGAAGGAGGGAAGAUGGGGAAGGGACCCAGACGACGUGCGGCCUCUAUAGACAACGGCACCCGCUACCUGAAGACCAAGGGUCGCAUUAGCAGGAAGAGAGCAGGCGCCACAGGCCUUGGCCGGGGACAAGGUCAGGGAGCUGGACCCACAAUGCAGGGCUCCCCAGAACAUGGCAGUCCAGCUGGGAAAGGAGGUGUAGGCAUGGGGGGUGAGGAGUAUGACACCUGGACGGAUCUCCAUUCUCGCACCUCCUCCUCUGCCUCCACACUGAGUGGCUGCCUGUCCCCGAUCCUGGCUGAGGCAGAGGCUGAUGAACCAGAGGAGGGGGGACUGUCCUGUUCAGCAUCGCCCCGACUGUACCCAAGCCCAACCAGCACUCGAUCCCCGGCCCUGGGCACUGGAGGCCACUGCCCUACUGUGGAGCUGCCACAGCUGACUGAUCUGACGGGGGCAAUCAGUCUAGACGAGAGUGGUUAUCCCCAGCCACCCCAAAUCAAAUGCAACGGAUAUCCCUACGUGCCUGGGCCCAAGGCCGAGGGCUCCUACUGCGGGCCUGUGUACGGGCAGCCCUCCAUGGGUAUGCUCCGGCACCACACUCCCAUGGAGACCAUCCAGGAAAACAAGCCAACCAGCUUCCAGCGUCCAAUGAGGGGUUACUCAGAGACCAACGCUCUGCAGAGUCUUCUUACUGGAGGUCCUCCGUACUGCAACAAAGACACAGUGCUGGGCCAGGGCCGGGAAACACACACACUAAUGACACAGGGGACCAAUGGCGUUCACAACCAGCACAGCCACAAUCAGAGUCGCAGCCACAAUCAUAACCACAAUCACAGCCAGGAUCGCGCACACAAUGCCAGUCUACACAACGGCCACGGCUCAGUCCAUGAACAGAACACAACCCACCAUCAAAACCACAAUCAGGGUCACAAACACCAAGCCAGCCUCGACUACAGCCACAGCCACAAACCCCACGUUGCCCACGACUACGUUGCGAGUCAGGAGCACGGUCACAGUAACAAAGUAAACCCCAGCCAUGACCACAACCCUCGUUCUAGCCAGAGCCACAUGCACAACCACAACCCCCACAACCCUCAUAACCCUAUGCACAGCGGGCCUCACCCCCAGGCCCUAUCCCCACGGGUGAGCACUGACAUCCUGCAGCCCUACAGCCUCAAGACCUCUAACCACUACGGGCCCCGACCCCACCUCCCGACAUCGCCGUCCCUGCCACCCAACCCUGCAGGCGUCAUGGAUGUUCCCCAGGACCCUUGCCGCCUGGCGUCUGCACCUCACCCCCGUCACCAGCCUUACCCCGGAGCUCUCCAUCAGGGUAUGACCGACUCCUGGCACGGCUACUACCACAACAACCACCAGUCAGGGAACACUGGUUACCAGGGGCAACAGCACAACUCCCACAGUAGAAUGGCUCCUAACCUGGAGAUGGAGAACGUCCCCAACAGCCUGGACUGUGAUGUAGAUUCCAUCCUGCUCAAUGACUUUAUGGACACAGAGAGCAUGGACUUUAACUUUGACGGCUCUCUGUCCCAAGGCGUGGGCAUGGGGAUGGGCAUGAGUUUAGGGGCAUUCGCUUGCCCUCCACCGGCGCACAGCAACCAGAGCUGGGUGCCGGGGUGAACCCAAGCCCAAGGGCUUUGCAUAAACACAUGACCGAAACGCUCACCCAGUGGGCCAGGCUGCUGGUGGGCUGUACCC
This is a messenger RNA of Scomber japonicus (chub mackerel), 2304 nucleotides long. RefSeq names its product forkhead box O6 b (gene foxo6b). Bases 1 to 2226 code for a protein of 741 amino acids. Gene Ontology annotation, cellular component: nucleus. The transcript is spliced from 2 exons. Gene Ontology annotation, biological process: regulation of transcription by RNA polymerase II. Gene Ontology annotation, molecular function: DNA-binding transcription factor activity, RNA polymerase II-specific; RNA polymerase II cis-regulatory region sequence-specific DNA binding. NCBI's taxonomy places the organism in Eukaryota, Metazoa, Chordata, Actinopteri, Scombriformes, Scombridae. The record is from RefSeq and is a predicted model, not a curated record.